Molecule: messenger RNA, 1098 nt
Organism: Insectozyma verbasci
Lineage: Eukaryota; Fungi; Ascomycota; Pichiomycetes; Serinales; Debaryomycetaceae
Source: the annotation of a GenBank genome assembly
AUGUUUCGAGAUCGUACAAAUUUGUUUUUAUCAUAUCGUCGAACAAUAACUAGAGAUGUAAUACCCAAAACACAAACUAAAUUUUCGGAUUUGAUUGAUGAAGAAGAGAACGAAGGGUUAAUAAUAUCAAACAGGAAGAACAAUAAUAAUUUAUCAGAGACUUCAAAUGGAAUAGAGUUGAAGCCAUAUAUACCCACAAUUUUCGACAUAAGUAACUCAUUACACAAUCUUCUUAAUUUAAUUUCCAGUGAUAUUUCAGAUUUGAAUUCCAUAUAUAAACAAUUCAUAAUUGUAAAUAAUUCAAAUGAUAAAAAAAAUUAUGAACGUAAAAUUGAAGAUUUAAAUUAUAAAAUUUUGAAAAAUUUUGAGAAUUGUUAUGUAAAUAUCAAGAAAUUUGAAUAUUUGAAUCAAAAUCAUGAGAAAUUGAAAUUGAACUACACUGUUAAAGAUGUCGAAAUAUUGCUCAAUUUUAAAAAAAAAUAUGCUAAUAAAAUACAAGAGAAUUUAUUGGUUUUUCGUAAUUUGCAAAAUUCAUAUAUGAAGUUUCUCAAAAAUGACGAAGAUGACGAAGAAUUAAAUCAAUUAAUAGAACUGAAGAUGAAAAAUACGGAGACUGGAGGUGGAAUUGCAGAUGAUGACGUAGAGGGAUUCUCAAAACAAUUAUUGACUCAACAGACAAUCACUCAAGAUGAUGUAUAUUUACAACAACGAGAGAAGGAGAUAAAUCAAUUGGCCAUGGGUAUACUUGAAAUUAGUACAAUAUUCAAAGAAAUGGAGACUAUGGUUAUUGACCAGGGCACUUUACUUGACAGAGUAGAUUACAAUUUACAAAACACAGUCGUUGAUUUGAAAUCUUCAGAUAAGGAAUUAAUCAAAGCUCAAAAUUAUCAAAAAAGAACUCAAAAAUGUAAAAUUAUAUUCUUUUUGAGUUUAUGUGUUUUUGCAUUAUUGAUGCUAUUCAUGUUAAGACCAUCCUCAAAGACUAAGAUUAUUGAAAAACCAAGUAACGAUAAACCAAAUAAUGAUAUACCUGCUACUGAAGAAGAAGCAAUUAAUGAUAAACCAUUAAAUAUAGACCCAGAUGUCAUACACAUAUAA